Phascolarctos cinereus (koala) is the source of this 1503-nucleotide messenger RNA. RefSeq names its product angiotensin II receptor associated protein (gene AGTRAP). Gene Ontology annotation, biological process: angiotensin-activated signaling pathway; regulation of blood pressure. The record is from RefSeq and is a predicted model, not a curated record. Lineage: Eukaryota; Metazoa; Chordata; Mammalia; Diprotodontia; Phascolarctidae. Gene Ontology annotation, cellular component: plasma membrane.
GGGGAGCUGGCACGUGGAGGGGAUCCCCCAGACUCGCUCCUGCCCGCAGCCCUGCACCCUCUCUUCCGAGCCUCCCAGCUCCGCGGGAGCUGGGGGCGAUCCUUACGGCGGGGGGCGGGCGGAGAUGAAGGGAGGGCCUCGGAGAGGGUUGGGCUCGGCGGUCUCCGAGGUCCAUCCCUCCCUAAGGACGUCUCCGCCCAACGCCGAGGCUGGGGGAGGGGCGGCGGUACAGUUGGGCUCGCGCGGCCCGGCCGGAGGGGGAGGGGGAGUAGCGUGGUGCAAGCUGACGCCGUCUCCUAGCAACCAGCCUCGGCUCGCGGUCACGUGCACAAACCCUGGGUCAGGUGGCCGCCGGAGCCGGAGCUGGAGCCGGAGCUGGGGGGAGGGGGGCGCCCGGGGCGGGGCCGGAAAAGUUUGUUUCCCAACUCUGCGGGUAGCGUCCGAGCCACUGCAGCCGUCCCGGCCGCCGCCUGCUUCCCCGUUGUCUGAACCCGCCCUGGCCCCGGCCCCGGCUUGGCCUGGGAUGGAGCUGCCCGCCGUGAACCUCAAGUUUUUCAGACUCACCGACCUGUGUGUCUCCCGUUCUUCUCCCUCCUUCUGCCCCUUUGCUCUUGUAGGCCAUCGUUCUGGUGCACUGGCUGCUGACAACAUGUUUCUGGUGGGCCUGGCCAUCACCAUCCUCCUGGAUAUCAUCUACAUCAGCAUCUUCUACCCACAUGGGAUCCCACUGUCUGACACGAUACGCUUCAGCACGGGCAUGGCCAUCUUCAGCCUCCUCCUGAAGCCCCUGUCCUGCCUCUUUGUCUACCACAUGUACCGAGAGCGAGGUGGAGAGUUCAUCCUCAACAUAGGUUCCCUCGGCCCACUGCAGGAGCGCAGCGCGUACCAGACCAUCGACACGCAGGAGGACCCUGCCUUGGCUCACCCCUAUGCAGACCUGGAGAGCAAGCCGGCGGCUCGACCAUACUGAGGUCUUCCUCCCGCCCGAUGUCCCCAGAGAUCGAAAUCUCCCCACACUGGAGACUCACUCUGUUCCCCCCUCGCCCUUCCCUCUCAGAGUUUAUGAGCUUCUGGCACUGGAUAGGGUCUUGCCAUCUGUGCUUCCCUUGGGCGAAAUGGGCUCACGAUUGAGCAGUAGUCUCUCUACUCUGAUUGUGGGCCCCCUCCCAGGCUCUCAGCACCACACUCCCCAAGGUCUGUCUGAAUGCACUUUGGAUAGCUUGAGUCUGUUUGUCCGCACCUCCAGGGCCAUGCUGUCAAGUGCCUAGGCUGUGCCAAGGUCUCUGCAGCCCUAAGUGUGGCCAGUGAGGGUAGCCGUCCUCCCCACGCCCCAGGCGGGUGGGUAGCAUUUCCAUAGAGGCUGAGUGUGGAGUAACAGUGAGGGAAGCCUCUCCCCCAGGGGCAGCAGCUCCACCAUGGACACUCGGAUGGAGCCUCUGAAACACUGCCAUUGCCUUUAUUACGUAACUUUCAAGUUAUGGCAUUAAAGUUUGAGGAAUCCAA